Molecule: messenger RNA, 1024 nt
Organism: Lactuca virosa
Lineage: Eukaryota; Viridiplantae; Streptophyta; Magnoliopsida; Asterales; Asteraceae
Source: the annotation of a GenBank genome assembly
AUUUUCCUCUUCUAUACUCAUUGACUAUAAUCUUUACGUUCACCCUCAUAUGCAUAAAACUAGUUGUGUGCGCUAUUUAUCAACUCCAUCCACUUGAGAAACAAGGAAAUGAAGAUCUUCAACUGGGUUCGUCGGUUUAAUCACAAAGAUGAAGCUGGCCAUGGUGCCACAAAUGAGGUUACUCAAAAUGGGAAGGACGGCAAGCCCGUGCUGCUUGAACAUGUAGCCUUUGAUAGUGUGUUUGAUGGUUGGAAAGAAGGCAUACUUGCUAUUGGAACAUUAGGAUUUGAUCCUGCAUUAUUGAAAGGUUCAGAGCCCAAAGAAGACACGUAUUUGUGUGAAAUCAGUCGUAAAGAGUUAUUUGUUGCUGACAAUGGUGAUGAGGACGACAACGGAGAGCAGGAACUAGAAAUGGAAUUUCCAUUGGUGUUAAAAGCUUGUAAGCAUGGGUUCUUUCAUGAUCAGAAAGAUGAUCACCUACAAUGUGAUGAAGUUUCUAAAACAGAUGAUCGUAAAGAUGUGGAGGAUCCGGAAGGUGUAGAUGUUGAUGAGGUUAAAAGGGUAAGGAAGACUGGACAAAGAACCACUCUAGCCGAUCUAUUUUCGGCUGAUUCAGAAACGAACUUGUUGAAAAACAAGAGGUUGGCUAAUGAAGAUCAUGUCAAAGAAAAUAAACAGAAUGAUGAAAAAGAUUUUAAAGAAGAAGAUACAUCCAGACGUUGAGAAUCAAAAUGUGGUUGCAUGUGUGAAGCCUAUGCGCCUACCUGGAUCAGUAAAGACCGCAUAGUAGUGGACAUGGAGGAAAGCGCUUGCCAUUAUGUGUUGCAGAAAGUUAUUGAUUUGGUUGCUUGGUUAAUUUAUGAUUGGUUUUCCUGUUCAGAUUGUGUUCUAUGUUGCUUUCAUGUUCUUGUUCAUCUAUUUCUUUGUCAUUAAUUUCUUUAAAUCCAUGGAGUGAACAGUUGUAUGUCAUGGACUUAUUAUUUUUCCUGUUUACUUAUUUAAUGCAUCUUCAUGCUUCCUACAA